Messenger RNA from Brassica napus (rape), 982 nucleotides. RefSeq lists its product as uncharacterized. The record is from RefSeq and is a predicted model, not a curated record. Bases 337 to 792 code for a protein of 151 amino acids. The transcript is spliced from 2 exons. NCBI's taxonomy places the organism in Eukaryota, Viridiplantae, Streptophyta, Magnoliopsida, Brassicales, Brassicaceae.
AUUAUAUUGUCUAUCUAGUUUUGUUGUAUCGCUGGCAAUUCUUGAAAAGGAAUUAAAUUAAAAUAAUAAUCUCCCAUUUAAAACCGGAAAGCAAUCUUUAAACGGCGGGUUUGAAUUUCUCUGUUGAACAGAAAAGAAGCUGCCAAAAAGAAGAUCCAAAGUCAAUCAUCUUCUUUUUGCAUCAUCACAAAAUUAGGGUUUAUCGUAAACACAACCCCCCAGAAGCUCCCUUACUGUUGAAGAACCUAAUAUCUCUGAUUCAGACAAAUCUCCCUCUCUCUUACAAGACCCGUAUCUCUCCUCUACUGAUUUUCCGACAAAGCUUAAACCCUUUAUAUGCAAGCUCAAAAAACUCCGAUGAAUUCACAUCUCUUCCGCGUAAUCUGCAUCCUCCACUCCGUAAUCGCGCUCACGAGCGGAACCUUGAUGAUGUUCUACACAGAGAAAGCCUCCAUCUUUGGCCACGGCAGCGACAUAGCCAACAAGCUCAAAGGCUCAACGCCUCACGACGAGCUCCUCAUCCAGAUCUCUCAGUCCUUCUCCGGUUUGCUUCUCUUUGCGAUCGGUUUGGUGCUUUUCAUGGUGUCCUUUGUCAAAGACAGAGACUUUCAUAGCUUCUUCGCCGGAGGGUCUGUGAUUCUCUAUGUGCUUAUGGCGUUAUGGAGAGUUAUGUUUGAGUGGAAGAUUGAAGAUCUCGCCUUUGAGUGUCCCAAGCAAGCUCUUGGUGAUAUUGCCUUGGCUGUCUCUUGGGUUUUCUUUCUUGUUUAUACUUGGAGAGAGAAGUAUGAUUGAUUGAUGUUUUUUUCUUUUGUGGGCUUUGAUACAAAGUGGUUAGUGAAAUCUUUUAGAUCAAAACCAUUGUUGGUUUCAUAGUUUUUUUUUUUCAGAAGAUCAAAGUGUGAAAAGUUGGAUUCUGUAUUCGUCUUUGUAAAUAAUUUGUUGUGAAACAAUGCCUUUUACAAGCUAAAGCAGUUUCCAGUCA